Messenger RNA from Dissoconium aciculare CBS 342.82, 4582 nucleotides. RefSeq names its product ABC transporter family protein. Gene Ontology annotation, cellular component: membrane. NCBI's taxonomy places the organism in Eukaryota, Fungi, Ascomycota, Dothideomycetes, Mycosphaerellales, Dissoconiaceae. Bases 81 to 4400 code for a protein of 1439 amino acids. Gene Ontology annotation, biological process: transmembrane transport. Gene Ontology annotation, molecular function: ABC-type transporter activity; ATP binding; ATP hydrolysis activity. The record is from RefSeq and is a predicted model, not a curated record. The transcript has 2 exons.
CGUGAAUCUACGCAUUGCAACUUACCUGUCUGAGCCUCCUCUCAUCUCCCUUGGAUUUCGCGCAUCCAAUCUCAACAGAGAUGGAGCGCAGCGUAGCCGAGGAUGGUGCUGUUCCGCCAUCCUCAGUCCAGACGAACCAAGGAUCCCUCGAUACGCAAAUUCUGGAUGGUCCGACUUCAGCCACACAUGAAGUCGCUGCCGGCAUGAAGAGCGCCUUCGAAAAAGGUAAUAUCCAUGAAGUGCAGUUGCAGACAGAUCCUGCCAAGUCCGACGUCUCCCCUGGCUCAACAAUCACUUCCGGAUCGACGAGAGGGGAUCGGCUCAAGAGCAAUGUGGAUAGGUGGAAAAUUCGACUUGAUCCGCUCAAGACGACAACGAUUCCGCCCGUGCCUGACGUGCGAGGGCCGUCGAAUGAACACAAUGCCGGGCUUUUUUCGAAGCUGAUGUUCCAUUGGCUGUCGCCGCUGCUCUCAAUCGGCUACCAGCGUCCUUUACAACUCAACGACAUCUGGAUGGUGAACCCUGAUCGCGGUGUCGAGAGCUUCGCCGAUCGAUUGCUCGAGACUAUGCUUGCGCGCCAGAAGGUCACUGGUAGGUGGAAUACUGCAACCGUGACCCUUUUCAAGGUUUUUAAGAGAGAUUUCAUUCUCUCCGGACUGCUCCAGCUUACAGCGGCUUGCUUGCAAAUUCUCUCGCCAUUUGUUCUACGCUAUCUACUCCUGUUCAUCCAAGACGCUUAUGUAGCGAAAAUCAACGGCAGCCCUGCCCCGCCGAUUGGAAGAGGAAUCGGCUUUGUGCUUGGUCUCACGGGCAUGCAAAUCAUACAAUCCAUGUGUACCAAUCACUAUUUCUACUCUACGAUGAUGAUGGGUGCCGAAGCGAAGUCGGCCGUGACCGUGUGCAUCUUCAACAGAGCGAUGAAUCUCUCUACGAGGGCCAAAGCCGGUACCAGCGACAAGGAAGGUUGGUCAGACGGACGUAUCACAAAUCUCAUCUCAACGGAUGUGUCACGAAUCGAAACAGGGGCGCCAAUGAUCCAUCUGUGUUGGACAGCACCGGUGCAGAUUUUGCUCGCGCUGGCGCUGCUUCUUGUAAACAUCGGAUACAGCGCGCUGGCAGGUUUCGCAUUCAUUGUGAUCAUGAGCCCUUUACUCGGCCGCGCAGUGAAAGCUCUCAUGUCGCAUCGCCAAGAGAUCAACACUCUGACGGAUCGUCGAGUCCGGAUUACGCAAGAGAUUGUCACCAGCGUGCGGCAUAUCAAGCUAUUUGGUUGGGAAACCAGCUUUCUCGACAAGCUCGCGACAGCACGGGCACUGGAGGUGAAGAAAAUCUUCCACAUUCUCACAAUUCAGAACAUGCUCCUUGCAGCGUCUUUGGUCACUCCGGUGUUUGCGGCCAUAUUGACAUUCGUCACAUACAACCUCUCCGGACAUUCACUUGAUGCAGCACGGAUAUUCUCCUCACUGGCAUUGCUAAAUUCGUUGACCACACCGUUGGAGUACUUGCCCGUGGCUUUGACCCAUGUCGUCAAUGCUAGUGCAUCCUUAAAGCGAAUCAGUGAGUUCUUUGAGGCGGAGGAGUAUCAACCCAUUCUUCCAGGCCGUCCGAACGAUGACGCGCUGGCUGUCGUCGUCGAACAAGCCAAUUUUGCUUGGGAUGGCAACAGUGGUCAAACAAGCCACGGGACUUCGAAGUCAGGUCGCCCCGGUGCCGAUGUCAGCACAUCACCGAUCCAGACCACGGAGAAGGGUGUUGUACCCCGUACGGACAAGAAAGACGAGGCGAUGUCUCAGAGCCCGAUCCCCAAUGAGAAAGUCACGGCAUCCGUACACGGAAAGGAGCCUCUAAAGACAGCUUUUGAGCUUCAGCACAUCGACUUUUCAGUCGGACGAAAAGAGCUUGUUGUUGUUGUGGGAUCAGUAGGUGCCGGGAAGAGUUCGCUUCUCAGCGGCCUGGUCGGUGAAAUGCGCCACACUCAAGGGACAGUGUCGCUAGCUAGCCACCCUGCCUACUCUCCUCAGUCGGCCUGGAUACAAGAUGCGAGCGUGAAGGAAAAUAUCCUAUUUGGCGAGCGCUUCGACAGUGCGUGGUAUGACGCCGUUGUUGAUGCGUGCGCCUUGCGCGACGACUUUGCCACCUUGAUCGCUGGAGACGACACGGUUGUCGGCGAAAAGGGCAUCACCCUUUCUGGCGGACAGAAGCAGCGGAUAAACAUCGCUCGAGCGGUGUACUCCCGGCGAAAUAUCGUCUUGAUGGACGAUCCGCUCUCGGCCGUGGACGCGCAUGUCGGGAGAAAGAUCAUGGACGAAGCAAUAUGCGGCUUGUUGCGGGAUAAGUGUCGUAUCCUUGCGACGCAUCAGCUGCAUACAUUGGCCCGGGCCGACAAGAUCAUCUGGAUGGUGGCUGGCCAGAUUCACAAAAUGGGCACACUGAAGGAGUUGAUCGCGAGCGACACUGGAUUCCAGGAAUUGAUGGCUACUGAGCUCAAGGAUCAAGACGAGCAGCAAGAUGAUCAGCCUAAGCCCGAGGUCGUGGCUGGAAACCCUCCAGGUGGAGAUCCGGAGAAGUCAGUGUCACAAAGCACAGUGGCAGGUCCCGCCAACAAGGCACGCGAAGAGGGUCGUGCAGUCGGAGGCCUUCAAUUGGAGGUCUACCUUGACUUUUUACGCGCAACUGGUUCUAUUUUCAAUGUGCUCAUCGUCCUUGCUGUUGUUGUUAGCUCUCAAAGUGCUAGCAUCGUCACCGGUCUUUGGUUGUCAUGGUGGACAUCCGACCGGUUCUCGCUGACAACCGGAACCUACAUCGGCAUUUACGUCGGAAUUGGGACACUGCAGUCGUGCCUCAUGUUCUGCUUUGCCAUCGCUUUCUCUUACUAUGGCACGGAAGCGAGUCGCGUAAUGCUAUCAAAUGCUGUAACAACCGUCAUGAGAGCACCCGUGCGGUUUUUCGACACUACGCCCACGGGUCAGAUCAUGAACCGCUUCUCCAAGGAUAUCGAUACUUUGGACAACGCCCUUCCCAAUAACCUGAGGAUGCUGUGCUGGCUUUUCGCGAACAUCCUUUCGGUUUUUGCCUUGAUCAUCGCCUACUACCACUGGUUCGCGCUGGCGUUGGCGCUACUUUUCUUGCUGUUUCUCUACGCGGCGGCUUACUAUCGAGCCUCUGCUCGCGAGAUUCAGCGGCAUGGCGCAGUGCUCCGUAGCGACAUAUUUGCUCGAGUUGGGGAAGGUGUCUCCGGAGCAGCCACCAUUCGUGCUUAUGGAGCAAUCUUACGCUUCCAAUACCGAGUCUCGGCUGCAUUGGACUCCAUGAAUGGAGUAGCCUUCAUUGGCACAGCACUCCAGCGGUGGCUCACACUCCGCUUGGACGCGGUCGGAAUCCUUGUGGUUUUUGUUGUUGGCAUUCUUUUAGUGACCUCCCGGUUUGAUGUCAGCCCGAGUAUCGGGGGUGUUGUCUUCUCUUACGUCCUUGGCAUAGUCCAACUGCUGCCGAUCACCGUUCGACAGAUGACUAAUGUGGAGAACGACAUGAACUCAGUGGAGAGGCUUCACCAAUACAGCAAGAGCUUAGAGCAGGAGGACUUUGCUGGAUCCGACACCAUUCAUGCUUCCUGGCCUGAACGGGGCGAGAUCAGGUUUGAAAAUGUUUCCAUGCGAUACCGGCCCGAACUGCCGCUCGUGCUGAAGGAUCUUUCAAUUCACAUCAAAGCCGGCGAGCGUGUGGGCAUUGUCGGCCGCACUGGCGCUGGAAAAACUUCCAUUGCAACGGUGCUAUUACGGCUGACCGAGCUGAGUGGAGGGAGCAUUACCAUCGAUAAUGUCAACAUCCGCUCGAUUGCGCUCGAGACUUUGAGAUCACGAUUAGCGGUGAUCCCUCAAGACCCUAUGCUCUUCCAAGGAACCAUCAGGAGCAAUCUGGAUCCGUUUGACCGCUACUCGGAUUCCGAGCUCUGGUCUGCGCUGCAUCGUGCACGAUGGGCAGUUACUGCCGAGUCAGACGAUAAAAAAUCUGUGGAUCUCGACGUCACCGUGGAGGACGAGGGCAAGAACUUUUCUCUCGGACAGAGACAGCUCCUAGCAUUUGCCAGAGUGCUCCUGAAGGACAGCAAUAUCGUCAUGUUUGACGAGGCCACCAGCUCCAUAGAUGUUGGGACCGAUCGCGCCAUCCAGCGCAACAUGCUGGUGGCAUUGUCGGGAAAGACGGUAAUUUGUAUCGCACACCGCCUGGAUACCAUUCUUGGGUAUGAUCGCAUUCUGGUCAUGGAUUCGGGUCGUGUGGCCGAGUUUGAUGAACCCAGGACGCUUUUCGACAGGGGAGGCAAAUUCUAUGCACUUUGCGAAAGAAGCGGUAUCACGAGAGAUCAUCUAGAUAGUGCUCGUAAGAAGGACGGCGAGUACUGAGCACUGAGCGCUUGCUACAGUCCCAGGCAUUUUGGGAAGAACAGUCUUGCAGUCCUCUUUGCCUGCAGCGACCUGCCGGAUCGAGCAAUGAAAUAUACAAAGUAUAUCGGUGUACUUUUACGUCCAACAAAUGUGAAGUCGGCGAUUGCCUUUACCUCAGGCAAAUGUUUUACUUCAGACAA